Messenger RNA from Spirodela intermedia, 2784 nucleotides. NCBI's taxonomy places the organism in Eukaryota, Viridiplantae, Streptophyta, Magnoliopsida, Alismatales, Araceae. The record is from the annotation of a GenBank genome assembly.
AUGGACCCGCUGCUGGCGCUGCGGGACUUCGCGGUGCGCGGGGAGGUGGAGAAGAUCGUCCGCGUCGGAGAUGAGUUUCGGUUUGGGGCGGACUACGCCUUCCCUUGCUCGGCGGAGACGGCCUACAGAUCGAAGCAGGGCAACCUCUACACGCUGGAGACACUGGUCUACUACCUGAAGCACCACCAGCUCAAGCAUACGGAGUACCUCCAGUCCGCGAGGCUCCACCGCGUCCCCACUGUCACCCUCCCCGACAGGAAGCCGCUCCUGGAUUACCUCCUCGGACGCGUCGCCUCAUCCGAUGCGAUCGAGUUCCUCCACUCCACCUCCGCCGCCGACGGCCACAGCACAUCCGCCGCAGGCGUACAGCAGGACGCCACCGACGAGUACCGCCCAGAGGACUCCGCCGCCUUCCCGGCUCCCCGCCAUGAACCAGCCAUCGCCGCAGGUCAAGAGACGGAGACGGAUGGGAAGGACGAGGCUAGGGUUCCAGAUUCAGGCGAGGAAGGGACGGGGACGGUGAUGGACUACGUGAGCAUGAUUAGGUCGCUGGAGAGGCCGCUCAAGGACAGGGAAGCUCUGUUGGAGUGUAGGAACAGGGACUUCUACAGCAUCCUGCUGGCGUCGACGAAGCGCGAGGAAGAGCGGCAGCGGAUCGAGUCGCAGCAGCGCAAAGACGGCCUGGUGGCGAAGACGAGGCUGAUCGGAGCCGAUGACCAUCACAGGGCGGCGGUGAUGGGCUUCAUCGGCGCCGGCGGCGGGGAUGCCGAUCAUCACCACCACGACACAGCUUCCAGACCUAAGAUGCACCUCAAGGGGAGCAAGAUCGGAGAGGGAGUCCCGAUCAUACUAGUUCCGAGCGCAUUCCAGACGCUGAUCACCAUCUACAACGUCAAGGAGUUCCUGGAAGACGGGGUGUUCGUGCCGACGGACGUGAAGGUGAGAGGAGGCAUGGCGAAGCCAGAGUGCGUGACGGUGCAGAAGAAGCUGAGCAGGGACAGGGUGGUGGCGGCGUACGAGGUGAGGGACAAGCCGUCGGCGCUCAAGGCGGAGGACUGGGACAGGGUCGUCUGCGUCUUCGUGCUCGGCAAGGAGUGGCAGUUCAAGGACUGGCCGUUCAAGGAUCACGUCGAGAUCUUCAACAAGAGUGAGUUUGAUCCCAUCCCCUUCCUCUCCAAGUUUCUCAUUCCCGUUUAUGCUGGUUUCAUCAAUCCGAUGAUCCGUUCUACGUUAAUAUCUUCAAGAAAAGUGUGCUUGAUCCGAUCUCCUUCCUCUCCAAGUUUCUCAUUCCCGUUUAUGUUGGUUCCAUCGUCCGAUGGUCCGUUCUACGUUGGGAUCUUCAACAAAAGUGUGUUUGAUCCGAUCCCCUUCCUCUCCAACUUUCUCAUUCCCGUUUAUGCUGGUUUCAUCGAUCCGAUGAUCCGUUCUAAGUUGAGAUCUCCAACAAGAGUGUGACCCGAUCUCCUUCCUCUCCAUGCUUCUCAUUCCCGUUUAUGCUGGUUUCAUCAAUCCGAUGAUCCGUUCCAUCUCUCAUCACGAGGCGUGAUUGUAUUCAGAUCGCUUCCUCCAUUUCAUUGAUUACAAUGAACAUCAUCGUUCUUAUCCCAUCUAUCUCUCAUCACGAGGCGUGAUUGUAUCCCUCCAUUGAAGAUCCACUUACCGGAGGAACUAGUUUUAUGCCCAUGAUCUGCUCAUUGCUCAUUCUAGAACCUCAAAUCUUACCCUCCCUCUUCCCAAAAUUUAGUAAAGCAUGGACAGAUCUGCGAGUAAUUGUGCUCGGCUGCAUUCAUUCCGCAUCUGUUCUUCAUCUUAGUGUGAUCCGGGGUGGCAGCGGUGCCACCGAGAACCAUUAGAGGGUCUCCUGUGGUCAUCAGAGCUCGCUCAUUGACCAGUUGUUCUUAGCCGAGUUCCUCAGAGGAGGCAGCUCCUUGAUUAGUUGACUCUCGAUGACCCAUCAAUGGCAUGAUCUUGCUAUACCAUUAGGGGAGACUCCUGUGAUCGUCAUAGCUCGCUCAAAGACCAGUCAUUCAGAACCCAGUUCAUCGGAGGGGGCAGCUCAUUGAAUGGUUGACUUUCGAUGGCCAAUGACUGGCAUGCUCCUCUACAUCAUUAUAAGGUCUCCAGUGAUCAUCAUAGUUCACUCAUUGACAGUUUCUAAGAGAAGUUCCUUGAGGAGACAGCUCCUUAGAGGGUUGACUCUCGAUGGCCCAUUAAUGGCAUGAUCUUGCCAUACCAGUUUAGGGGGUCUCCCGUGAUCAUAAUAACUCGCUGAUUGACCAGUUGUUCAGAGCCUCUGUGAUCCUCAGAGGAGGCAGCUCCUCGGAGGGUUGACUCUUGAUGGCCCAUUAAUGACGUGAACUUACCAUGCCAGUUUAGAGGGUCUCCUGUGAUCAUCAUAACUCGCUGAUUGACCAGUUGUUCAGAGCCUCUGUGAUCCUCAGAGGAGGCAGCUUCUCGGAGAGUUGACUCUCGAUGGCCCAUCAAUGGCAUGAUCUCACUGAAGGUUUUUGCAUUUGCAGUCGUAGGGUUUUAUGUGCGCUUUGAAGAUGACAGCGUGGAGUCUGCGAAGGUGGUCAAACAGUGGAACGUGAAGAUUAUCUCCGUUAGUCAACCCCUCCUUGAUCCUUGCCUUCCGCCAUCUUCAGCUGCUAUUUCCCUUUAAUCUUACCUUAAAUGGCGUAUUUCUGUUAGAUAAGCAAGAAUAAGCGGCACCAGGACCGGGCGGCGGCGCUGGAGGUGUGGGACCGGCUGGAAGCCUUCAUGCGGUCGCGCUCCCAUACGUGA